Argentina anserina (silverweed cinquefoil) is the source of this 1235-nucleotide messenger RNA. RefSeq lists its product as uncharacterized. The record is from RefSeq and is a predicted model, not a curated record. The transcript has 4 exons. Lineage: Eukaryota; Viridiplantae; Streptophyta; Magnoliopsida; Rosales; Rosaceae. Gene Ontology annotation, cellular component: RAVE complex. Bases 385 to 1047 code for a protein of 220 amino acids. Gene Ontology annotation, biological process: vacuolar acidification.
UAUCAGUGUUGGUUUCUCUAAUGAAUUCUACUGUCAAUUGGGAAGAGAGAAAUAAGGCAGCUGCCUUGAAGAACGCAUAUGUUUUGAUGGGUAGGCAUCAACCUGGAAUUGGCUGGUGCUUUCUUUCUGCUUGGAGGUGAUACUUCUUCUGCUGUCAGUAUUUGUGCGAAGAACCUUGGGGAUGAAUAGCUUGCUGUUGUAAUUUGCCGGCUUACUGAAGGGCGUGACGGACCAUUAGAGAGACACCUAAUUUCAAAGUCUCUACUACCAUUUGCAACUGAGAGGGGGGACUCCUGGUUAGCUAGCCUUCUGGAGUGGGAGCUGGGAAACUACUGUCAAUCUUUUAUAAAACUGCUUGGACUCCAGAUAAAUUCUGCAACAGAAAUGUAUGCUACUUUAUCCAAUGGUGGUGCUUUUUCAGACCCAAAUGUUGGCCUGUAUUGUCAAUUGCUAACAACCAAGAACAGCAUGAGGAAUGGUAUAGGGGAGCGAAAUACUGCAAUCCUCGGUAGGUGGGCAGCAUUUAUGACAGCUAGUGCCUUAAAGAGAUGUGGACUUCCACUCGAAGCUUUGGAGUACCUUUCAUCUCCCACAACCAAUGUUGGAGACACAAAUCAAGGGACUGUAUCAGAUAUUGGAGAUUUUGAGAAGCUUCAUGAAAUUCUGAAUCCUUCUCCAAAGAAUUCUUCAUAUUGGUUUUCAAGUAAUGUGGCUUUCCAUCUGGAGUUCCAUGCCCGAUUAGAUUUGGCACUUCAAUACUUUUCAACGUUGAUAAGAGAGCAUCCAAGUUGGCCAGAUACUGUUUUUGCAUCUUUCGGAGCUAAUUCACAUACAAAUGAGUGCGAGAAUCAUGAACAUGUAAUCGUUCUUCAGAGUUUCCACCAGAAACUACUCACAGCAGUUCAUCACUUGGAACAAAAGUUUUCAGUGGUUGCUAUUGAUCUGAUGAGCAUGGUACAUUCCCAGACUAUGAUAUUAAGAUGUUUAAUUAGCUUAUCUCGAUCCUUGUUUCUCCAAAAGCUUCGUCGCCGGAAAACCACUCGUUGACCGUUCACACUGUGUUGAAGACGAAGACCACCGCAUCCGGUAAGCUCUGGUCAACAAGAAACAGCUCCCUGCUGAACUUAUCGUUCAAGGAAAGGCUGCAACUUUUCUUGAUAUGAUCCUCACUGAUUUGCUCUCCAAGUCUCAAACCAGCCAUGUUUCUGAACUCUUUGUAUUGAUUUGGUAAUAAU